UAUAUAUAUAUCAAAUCUCUCUUGUACGUACACAACAUAAUGGUAAAUAUUUAUGAAGAAGUUCAAGAGCCGGUGAGUCCUCAUGGACAAUACUUCAACAGCUCUGUGUUAUGUUCAUAUGUUUUUGGCUUUCUGGAAUUAGCUAUUCCAUUUGAUGUCUCUCUGGCUAUACCUUUGCUCAAAGAUGUCUUCAUCCCUAUCAAUCCACGCUUCUCCUCUACUAUGGUAAGAGACAAAGAUGGUAUGAUGAGAUGGAAAAAGGUUGAAGUGAAGCCUGAAGAGCACAUAAAGAUUCCAAAAUUUCCUGAAACCACAAAUUCAUCAUCAUGUGAAUUAUUAUAUGACAAUUAUUUUAGUGACUAUGUAACAAGUAUUCUACAUGAAAAAACACCACAAGACAAACCACUAUGGGAAAUUCAUUUGAUCAAGUAUCCAACAAGAAAUGCUGCUUCCACCAUAAUAUUCAAACUUCAUCAUGCACUUGGUGAUGGUUACUCUCUCAUGAGUGCUCUUCUUUCUUGUCUAGAAAGAGCUGAUGAUCCAUAUCUUCCUCUGUCUUUUCCUUCAAGACCACCACAAUUGGAUUCAAAAUAUGGACAAAAUAACUUAUUUAAGAAGCUAUGUUUAGAUAUCUCCUCUUUUUUUAGUUCCAUAUCAGAUUUUGGAUCAAGCAUAAUCAAGACAAGAAUGAUUGAAGAUGACAUAACACCUAUAAGGUUUGGAUAUGAAGGAAUUGAAUCUCUUCAUGUUAUCUUGUCAACCAUAUCAUUAUCUCUUGAUCAAAUCAAAGAAAUCAAAUCAAAACUUGGAGUGACUGUAAACGACGUGGUUUGUGGGAUAAUCUUCUAUGGGAUUAGACUGUACAUGGAAGAGAUGAAUGAGAAGACAAAAACAUCAAAUUCCACAGCAGUGGUAAUGCUGAAUACAAGAAAUAUUGGAGGUUACCAAUCAUUGAAGGAAAUGCAAAAACCAGAGUCUAAAAGUCUUUGGGGGAAUCGAGUUUCUUUCCUACAAAUACCAAUACCUAAGUUAAGUAAAUCAGACCCUCUUGAGUUUAUUUGGGAAUCCCAUAAAGAAAUCCAAAGAAAGAGACAUUCUUUCGGUGUUCAUCUCAUAGGUUUGCUCAUGGACUUAGAGAUGAAAUUAAGAGGACCAGAGGCGGUAGCUAAAAUAAUAUAUAACACAAUUAGGAACACAAGUGUUUUUUUCUCAAACUUGGUAGGGCCAAUAGAGAAGAUGGCAUUGGCAAAUCAUCCGGUAAAUGGAUUGUAUUUCACCGCGGCAGGUGGACCUGAGGGUUUAACUGUUACAGUUAUUAGCUAUUUGAAGACAUUAAGAAUGACUUUGAAAACCCAAAAGGGAUUCAUAAAUGAACAUAAGCUGAAAUCCUGCAUGAAAAAAUCGGUUGAACUCAUAUUCGAAGCAGCUAUGGAAAUUUCCUGACACCCAACAAAAAUUAAUUGGGGCAUACAAAGGACGGGUUCAAGAAUUAAGAUUAUAUAUUAUCUACUAUAUGGAGUAUUUAUAUAAGUGCAACAAUAUUAUUGCAUAAGUGAUGUGGUUAACAUUAUUAUUAUUAUUAUUAUUAUUGAUUAUUGAU
Messenger RNA from Trifolium pratense (red clover), 1600 nucleotides. RefSeq names its product wax ester synthase/diacylglycerol acyltransferase 4-like. The record is from RefSeq and is a predicted model, not a curated record. The transcript has 6 exons. Gene Ontology annotation, biological process: triglyceride biosynthetic process. Gene Ontology annotation, molecular function: diacylglycerol O-acyltransferase activity; long-chain-alcohol O-fatty-acyltransferase activity. The coding region runs from base 40 to 1443 and encodes 467 amino acids. Gene Ontology annotation, cellular component: plasma membrane. NCBI's taxonomy places the organism in Eukaryota, Viridiplantae, Streptophyta, Magnoliopsida, Fabales, Fabaceae.